Impatiens glandulifera is the source of this 1568-nucleotide messenger RNA. RefSeq names its product alpha-1,3-arabinosyltransferase XAT3-like. Lineage: Eukaryota; Viridiplantae; Streptophyta; Magnoliopsida; Ericales; Balsaminaceae. Bases 1 to 1551 code for a protein of 516 amino acids. The record is from RefSeq and is a predicted model, not a curated record. The transcript is spliced from 3 exons. Gene Ontology annotation, molecular function: glycosyltransferase activity.
AUGAAGUAUUACAAUACCCUUCUUGGAAAGAGCUUUAAUCAGAAUGAUCAGAAAAGACUUGGUUUUGGGGCUUUUGCUUGUUGUUUGGUCAUUGCUUUAACAUUGUGCACUGUGUUUAAGCCAUUUGUUGCCUCCAUAUUUUCUUUGAAUAUUCAGUUGGUAGCGCAAAAUGGGCGCAAUGUGAUAAAAUCCGAGGAGUUUAAUAUUUCGUAUGUAAUGGGUGCCAAUAUUGUAUCUGAAGUAAAACAUGAAGCUACACCUGUUGUCAAUCUUCUUAAACCGAAUUCAUCCGAACAAAGGAAACCAAUAUUCCUUAAUCUCCCCAAAUCAUCGGGGACAAAACCGACCCUCCAUAACGACACUAGUGCAGUACUAGAAGAAGCAAAGGCUAAGAUUAAAAAUGUUGGUAGGCCAAUUAUUUGCAAUUUUUCUGAGCCAAGGUCAGAUAUAUGCGAGAUGAAUGGGAAUGUUCGAGUCCAUGGCAGCUUAUCGACAAUAUUUUUCCCUUCACCCGACAAUAUUUCAGAUACAUGGAGCAUAAGGCCCUAUGCAAGGAAAGACGACGCGAUUGCAAUGAAAAAUGUCACAAGAAUAACCAUCAAAACAACCUUAAAGUCUCCCAAAGGCAAUAAUUUGCCAAUUUGCACACACAAUCACAGCAUACCGGCUGUUAUCUUCUCCACGAGCGGCUACAUUGGAAACCAUUUUCACGAUUUCACAGACGUGAUCAUUCCCUUGUUCCUCACAUCACGAGAAUUCAACGGAGAAGUACAAUUUAUGGUCACAAACAAGGAUGCAUGGUGGCUAAACAAGUACAUUGAAGUACUCAAAAGCCUCUCUAAAUAUGAAAUUAUUGAUCUUGACAAAGAAGACAAAGUCCAUUGCUUUCCUAAAGUAAUUGUGGGAUUAAGGCAUCACAAGGAAUUUGGUAUUGAUCCUUUGAAAUCCCAAUUCUCCAUUGGUGAAUUUCGGAAUCUUCUUAGAAACUCAUAUUCCCUCAAAAAGGAAACCGCCAUAAAAUUGGGUGGGAAACUGAAGAGGAAGCCUCGACUUCUAAUGAUCACAAGGAAAAAGACAAGAUCAUUUAUGAACGAAAUGGAGAUAGUUAAGAUGGCACAAAGUUUAGGAUUCGAAGUUAUCCUGGCAGAAGCUAACGCAAAUCUAAAGCAAUUUGCUCAAUUGGUUAAUUCUUGUGAUGUGAUGAUGGGAGUGCAUGGUGCUGGUCUAACUAACAUUGUUUUCCUUCCUGAAAACGCGAUCUUGGUCCAAAUAGUUCCAUUGGGGAAGAUGGAUUGGUUGGCGAAAACAGACUUUGGGAUACCCUCAAUGGAGAUGAACUUAAGGUACCUUGAGUAUCAAAUUGUGGAGCAUGAGAGUUCAUUGAUUAAGCAAUAUCCUAUUGAUCAUCCUGUUAUCAAGGACCCAUAUUCAGUGACCAAGAAGGGUUGGUUUGCUUAUAGAUCUGUGUAUAUGGACAAGCAGGAUGUAAAUCUUGAUGUUAAUAGGUUCAAACCCACUUUGUUGAAAACCCUUGAGCUUUUGUACAAGUAGAAGGUAGUUUGUGUUUU